AUGAGCACAUCCGAAAAGAGACAGAGCACCAGCGGCAAGCGCAUGAGCCAGAGCGGCAUCGAGCCCAAGAUGGAGACCAUGAAGUUGACCGAAGAACAAGCCGCAUCCUCCAACAACACCCCCGCCGAGUCCGCGAAGCCCACCGAGAAGCCCAAGAAGCAGGACAAGGAGCGGAAAGACCAGAAGAGCACCGCCAAAUCCUCCCAACAGCAGUCCAAGAAGAAAGCUGAAGAACCAGCACUCAUAGGCAUCACAUGCUCCAAAUCCGAAGAUCUCUCAGAAUGGUACCAGCAAGUCAUUCUCAAGGGCGAGAUGCUCGAGUUCACCGACAUUCCCGGCUGCUACAUCUACCAGCCCGCCUCGUACCGCAUAUGGGAGUUCAUCCAGAGCUUCUUCAACGACCGCAUUCGCAAGAUGAAGGUCAAGAACUGCUACUUCCCGCUCUUUAUUACGGAAGCAAACCUACAGCGAGAGAAGGACCAUAUUGAGGGUUUUGCAGCGGAGGUCGCGUGGGUGACGGAGGGCGGGAAGAAUAAGCUAGAGAAGAGGUUGGCGGUGCGUCCGACGAGUGAGACCGCAAUGUACAGCUUCUACAGCAAGAAGAUCAGGAGUCAUCGGGAUCUGCCGCUGAAGAUGAACCAGUGGAACAAUGUGGUGAGGUGGGAGUUCAAGCAUCCAAUGCCUUUCUUGCGGUCGAGGGAGUUCCUGUGGCAGGAGGGACACACGGCGCAUAUGACCGAGGAGGAGGCAGGGAAGGAGGUGCUGGAGAUUCUGGACCAUUAUGCUGCGAUUUAUGAGGACCUGCUGGCGGUGCCGGUGGUCAAAGGGAAGAAGACGAUUGCUGAGCAGUUUCCUGGCGCACACUACACAACUACUCUGGAAGGCUUCAUCCCGUCGGUUGGCAGAGGUAUUCAAGCAGCGACAUCUCACUGCCUUGGCCAGCACUUCGCGAAAAUGUUCGAUAUUACUGUCGAAGAUCCCAACCAGCAGGUCAAGGACGGCCAAGCACGCGACAAACUCCACGUCUGGCAGAACAGCUGGGGUUUCACCACCCGCUCCAUCGGCGUCAUGGUUCUCAUCCACGGCGACGACAAAGGCCUCAUUAUCCCACCUCGCGUCGCCGAAGUCCAAGUUGUUAUCGUUCCAGUCGGUGUCACAGCAAAGAUGGCCGACGCGGACAAGCAGAAGCUCUACGAUGAAGUCGACAAGCUCCGGCAAACCCUCGAAGACGUCGAUAUCCGCGUUGAGUGCGAUUACCGCGAAGGUUACAACGUCGGCUACAAGUUCAACGACUGGGAGAUGAAAGGCGUGCCUCUGCGUCUCGAAUUCGGCCCCAAAGACGCCGCGAAAGGCAUCGUCACCACCUCCCGCCGCGACCAGAGCGGCAGCAAAGGCGAAAUCCCCGUCUCAGACAUCGGCUCGGAAGUCCCCAAACUGCUCGAAGAGAUCCAGAAGAGCAUGUACCAGAAGGCUUCCGACGAGUACGCGGCGCACCGCAAGAUCGUACGGGACUGGGCGGACUUUGUGCCGACGCUGAAUGACAAGAAUGUGAUUCUGGUGCCGCAUUGCACGACGGAGGACUGCGAGGACCAGAUCAAGAAGGACUCGACAGGGAAUGUGGAAGGGCAGGAGGUGGAUGUGCGGGCGCCGAGUAUGGGAGCGAAGAGUUUGUGUAUCCCUGCUGAGCAGCCGGAGGAGAUCAAGGAGGGGACGAAGUGUGUGAAUCCGAAGUGUGGGAAGGAGGCGGUGAAGUGGGUGAUGUUUGGGAGGAGUUACUAA
This is a messenger RNA of Saxophila tyrrhenica, 1779 nucleotides long. RefSeq lists its product as uncharacterized. The record is from RefSeq and is a predicted model, not a curated record. Gene Ontology annotation, biological process: prolyl-tRNA aminoacylation. Lineage: Eukaryota; Fungi; Ascomycota; Dothideomycetes; Mycosphaerellales; Extremaceae. Gene Ontology annotation, molecular function: ATP binding; proline-tRNA ligase activity. The coding region runs from base 1 to 1779 and encodes 592 amino acids. The transcript has a single exon. Gene Ontology annotation, cellular component: cytoplasm; aminoacyl-tRNA synthetase multienzyme complex.